UGUGAGAACAAAAUGAGGAAUAAAAAUAAAGAAAUAAAAUUUGACAACUAAAAUAUCCGGAGUAAAAAUUAAGGAUAAACAAGCAAACACAGGCAGUCGGAACUGUCGCGCUUACGGGGAAGACGAUGGGUUGUUGCGGCACCGUUACCUUGUUCUUCUCCGGCGAGCCCCAACAUUUCUCGCCGCUUCCUACCAGAUCUGCUCAAUUCGGGAGGAUUUCUUAUAGAACAACUACAGUCUCCGGCCGACCAACAUUUCAGGUCCGGAAAUGCAGGCGGCCAUCCGGAGCUCCGGCCACCGUUCUUCGCUGCAACUGUCAGCUAUCAUCAGAAAUUGCCCCUCUCACGUCUGCAGCUUAUGGAACGCUGUUGCUUGGCGGGGGACUCUUUGCAUAUUCAAGAACAAAAAGCACGGGUUCACUUGUAGGUGGACUUACUGGCGCUACACUCAUGGGUACAGCUUACUUCCUGAUGCAAGCAUCUGAGACCAAGGAAUUAGGCGACGCCCUAGCAUUUGGAUCAUCACUCCUCUUCUCAUCCGUGUUUGGUAUACGGCUUGUUGCUUCCCGCAAACUAGUUCCUGCAGGCCCGUUGCUAGCCAUAUCCUUUGGGGCACUGGCAGUGUUUGUUCUUGCCUAUUUACGCGAUAAGAUCUGAUGGGAUUGUAAUGUGAAGAAGAUGUGGCGGUGUGCAUGCCGAGUUCAAGUGCUAGCUUUUGAUGUUGGGUGUUUUAGCAGAAUCUGUUGUGUUUGGGGUCAAGAUGUGGUAUCUCAGUGUAAAACAAUACUGUUAGAAUUUAAAAACCUUUCUUGGACCUACAACCAUAAGCUUGAGCUUUUUGUUGAGUUGGUUGCUCAAGAAAUCCCGAGUUUGAAACUCACAGCCACCUAGCAUAACAAAAAAUUUCACGUGCAAGGCUCAAUGAAGUUACGCCUGUAUGUGAUGAGUUGGUUUCUUGACACAUCGUAAGGUUAGAACUUUUUACUUGGGCCAACAAUCGUAAGGUUAGAACUUUUGAU
Messenger RNA from Cuscuta campestris, 1018 nucleotides. The record is from the annotation of a GenBank genome assembly. Lineage: Eukaryota; Viridiplantae; Streptophyta; Magnoliopsida; Solanales; Convolvulaceae.